Messenger RNA from Rhodotorula graminis WP1, 804 nucleotides. RefSeq lists its product as uncharacterized. The record is from RefSeq and is a predicted model, not a curated record. The coding region runs from base 1 to 804 and encodes 267 amino acids. NCBI's taxonomy places the organism in Eukaryota, Fungi, Basidiomycota, Microbotryomycetes, Sporidiobolales, Sporidiobolaceae. The transcript has 3 exons.
AUGGCCGCCGUACCCGUCGCCCGCCACCUCACCCGCGCCGCCCUCCCGCUCGUCCCCUCCCUCGGCUUCACCUCGGCCGCCCUCAUCGCCGCCUCGAACCCCUCAUCGCCCAUCUCGACCCACACGCUCCACGCCCUGUUCCCCUCGCCACCACCCGCCGAGCCCUCCGACUGGUCCCUCCGCGGCCUCGCCCUCGGCAACGGCGGCCGCCGCUCGCGCUCGCGCCACGAGCUCGUCGCCCUCGCGCGCGGCGAGGGCACCGCACCGCGCGACCGCGAGCGCACCGGGCCCGCACGCGCGCUCGUCCAAGAGUGGCUCGUGCAGGGCAGGGAUGGCAUGAGGACCGCCGUGCGAGACAGUGGGCUGAGGGGCGAGGACGCGAUCCGGUUCGGGUUGCGCGAGCGCAUCGCCUACAACAAGCCGGCCCUCGCACUCCUCUCGGCGCCACAGGGCACCUACCUCUCGCACCCGCUCUCGGCCCUCCCCGUGCCCAACCCGGCCUCGCACCUCUCGCACGUCGCCCACAUCGCCCAGGACCUCGCAAAAGCGAGCGGCAGCGUCGCCCAGGGCACCGACUGGUACACCCUGCGCCUCCGCCUCUCGACCGCCUACGCCCUCGCCGAGCUCUCCCUCCUCUCCCCCUCCGCAUCGUCCGCCCCAGAGCGCAUCGCCGCCGCGCAGCAGUACGCCGACCGCCUCCUCGACCAGGGCGCGCGCGUCGGCAAGGAGAUGGAAAACGCCGGCCUCUUCCUCGAGUGGGUGCGCAAGUCGUGGGCUGGCAUCAGGCGCAGCGUGCUUGCGUAG